Molecule: messenger RNA, 3209 nt
Organism: Dermochelys coriacea (leatherback sea turtle)
Lineage: Eukaryota; Metazoa; Chordata; Testudines; Dermochelyidae
Gene: MIIP
Product: migration and invasion inhibitory protein
Exons: 11
Coding region: 104-1540 (478 amino acids)
Biological process (GO): negative regulation of cell migration; negative regulation of G2/M transition of mitotic cell cycle
Source: RefSeq, a predicted model, not a curated record
GGCUGCGGCUGGGGGCUGCGAAGCGGGAGGCGCCUGGAGGCACGACAAACCUUGUGGAUGGGGGGAAGCAGUGGAUGUGGUAUAUCUCAACUUUGGGACCAUCAUGCAGAAGAUGGAGUCAGAGCAGCUGGAGAGGCUGCGUCAUGCAAACCAAGAUCUUCUGGAAAGGCUCAAAGCGAAGCAGGAAGAAAUCAAGAAAAGACUUCCUCGCAAACCACUUUCAGCGUCCUCUCUUUCCAGAAGAACAACUCAUGCAGAGAGAGCUGUCCCUGUUCCUAAGAGAGGGAAAGAGAACCAAGUCCAUGCGAGGAAGGCCGUGACGGACCCUGUGACGCUCGUGUCUGUGGAACCCGGAGCCAGCGCCGCCAGGGCAGCCCUUCAUUCGCCAUUGAAACACGCAGCCUGCAGCAGGGUGGGGAGGGGGGUGCCACACCACAGAGCGGGGGUGUAUCCGGGUUCCCCCAAGGCAGAACGAAGCUUCAUACCGGCAGCGUCCAUCACCAGAGACACCUCCAGAGUGGCCAGAGACGGCAGCGCCCUGAGAACCCCAGAGGAAGAAUCCACCCUUGGGAAACACAGAGAGGGCAGAAAGCAAUCCACUGUGCUCCACAGCACCCAGGAAAGGGGCAGGCCAAGGGCUGAGGCGGAGACAAUGCUGGGCAAGACCCCAGCGGAUGGGAAUGGUUGGCGGCGAGUGGUCGUUAGAGACUCCAGGACUCCCAAAUCAAUCCUGCUGACACCUGGGGGUAAAGAAGCCACGAAGGAAGCUGGCCGUGUGACUUUUCUGUCGGACCCUGAGGAAUACACCAUCCCCGCCGCUAGCUGGUCAGCACGUCCUUUCUUGGGCUACGACUGGAUUGCAGGGCUGCUGGAGACGGACUCGUCGCUGUCAGAGAAAUCUGAGCAGUACUUCUCUGAGCUCAGGGAGUUCCGACAGGUGAACAAGGAAGCAUGUGUCCAUGAGGAAGACCUGGGACCAGAGGCACCGGAUUACUUGGCUCCUGAACAAGAAGCAGAUUUGGUUUCCAGUUCCCAUCAGUGUGUUUAUUGCUAUCGAUUAAACAGGCGCCUGUUUACCGUCCCUGUGGAUUCACAGUCUGCCUGCCCCGUGUGUAAGACUCCAAGAGCCCGACCGCCUGCCGAGACGCUGGAGGAACCAGCCUAUGUCAGGGUCAGCAUUCCCAGGUCCACCCUCCUGCCUGCCUAUAAGUACAAAAUCCAUCGCAGGAAGAGCUUUGAACUGGCAGAUGAUCUGGCUUUACCCUCGCACUGCCUGGCCGGCUGGGAGAAUGUCAUCCCCUCCAGCAGUCCCAUGCUUACCAGUUUGGAUCUGCGAACUUCACUGCAACAAAAACCUACUGACCAUUCUCACCUGACCUUGGCGCCCCGAAUGUCAGGAGGAACCAGAACGGACCAGCUCCUAAACCUGUCCCGCUCAGCUCAUUUCAGACUUGGUAAUGCUUCUCAGCGGAGAGCUCAAGACAAGCCACUAUGCUACAGAACAACGCCGAAUUCAAGUCCUACUGUCUCAACUGUAUGAGCUGCUGACCUGAUUACCCAGGGGCCGUGUGGGAUACUGGGAGUGAGUAGAAAUGGCGGCGUUUGCCUAAAAAUGAACCUUUAGAGGAGAGAUUUUUCCAAGCCCUGCAAGUGAAAACGCUGUCGCAAAAAUCCAUGGGCACGUGUGUAUUGGAAUUGCGCAAGUUGCAAGGCGACAAUUGCAGAAAUUGCUUGCAGUUGGCCAGUUUUGGCCUCUAACUGGCCACUGGUACAUACAGUCACCGCAGUUGUGUGCAUGCGUUGUACUUUCCCACCCAGGAAUGUAAAUUGAGUGUACGUGGUCAGUUGCUGUAAAAGACAUCUGGUAGGUUUAAGAAAACAGGAUGACUAGUUAGUACUGUUCCCUGUAAUAAAACAGCCAUAGGGUAUAUUGCAAUAGACAAGUACAGAGUUCAUCCACCCAGCUCAUAAAAACAAUACAGUUGACUCAUAAAACCAAGAAUUUUGGCUCUCUGGACAAAGAGUUGGGACUGUGGGCUGCAUGGCACAGCAUGGGGUAUGCAAAGAUGCUCAGUAUCAUGCUUCCAGGAGGUUUGGAACAUGAGUAAUUCUUACAUUAAAGAAGAGUGACUGUGUUUUAGUUCUAAUAAGAAAAACAUGUUUGUUUUUGUGCAUUAUCUUUGGAAGGAGGAUUUGGUGGAUCAUGUUCAGCAUAGAUCUGUGGGUUGGGGGGGAAGAAACCAUUGUCAAAGAAAGAGGUGUUUUAUGAUUCACAAAGCCACAAUAUGUCUUGGAACAUUCUGAAGUCAUGUUUACCUCUGAUUAUAAAAGACUGGUGGGAAGGCGUUUUGAAGACAUGCUCAUGUAGGUUUUUAAUUGCAUUGAAAUAAUGGGUGAGAGUUAGUUUGAGGCCUGUUACGUGGUGUGGUUUUAUUUUCCCUUUAGAAAACAAUAAAGAAGGAGUUUAUAUUUUCUGGUAUAACACCUGGAAUGUAGAGUUGUGGUAUAGGAAUUCUGUGGGUUGUAGUCAAGCCUUCUUAACUCAUAAGUAAGGCUGCAAUUUACUCAUGGCAAUUUUUAGUAUAAGUCAUGGACCGGUCUUGGGCAAUAAAAAAAUUCAUGCCUGUGACCUAGCUAUGAUUUAUCCUAUAAAUACUCCUGGCUAAAUCUUGGGGGCUGUUGCUGCGGAGGGCACCCCAGGGGGCUGCUGGUGCAGUAAGCCGGUGCAGUCCCGGGGCUGCUCCAGCCAUGCUGGUGUAGCUGGCUUCAGGGCCACCUGAACAGCUGGCCCCAGAGCCAGCCACACUGGCCACUGCAGAAGUCAUGGAGGUCACUGAAACUCACGGAAUCCGUGACUUCCGUGACUGACACAGAGCCCUACUCAUAAGAGUAUUUAGAAACCUUGGUCCACACUUAUCCCUAGGGUGUAACAUCAUUCGCUUCUAUGGGCUUAGCCCAGGGAUGAGUUUGGCUCAUUGUCUGUUAGUGUUACAGAGCUUACUACAGGCACAAAAUGCAGCUUGUGAAUUUAAUUAAAAAAAAAAAAAAAAAAGCGGGAAUGUAUUUUACAAGACUAUGAAUGGAAUAAUUUUAAUAUUUAAUUGAAAGCAAUUUUGUUUUAAAUGAAGCAUUCCUCUUUAGUGUUGGAAGUUUAGAUAUGGUUGUGUUGGGUGACUGGAUGAGAAAUAAAAAAUGAAACUGACUAUAAA